GUAGAUUGGUACUAUCACAUGCCAUUGAAACAGCCAGAGAAACCGGUGAACUCAGAAAUCCCACUUCCUGCAACGUCCCAGAUUCCAGGUCUGAGUGACCUUACAGAACCUCAUGAUGAAAAGAUGUUUGGGAGCCGCAGGAAGUGGAUCAAAGAUACUGAUUCAGAAUAUGUGAAGCUGGCAAAGCAAGGAGGCCGACCUGACUUACUGAAGCACCACACUCCUGCUACAAGCAAGUCAUCUCCAGUAGCAUAUGCUGCACCUGACUGGUACUCACACUGCUCUGAUCCCUCAACAAUCAAUGAGCCACAGAACUAUGUUUCUACUAUACCAGAUUAUAUGAUUCAUAAAGAGUUUAAGGCUGGUGAUCAUCAUAGUACUAACUACGAGACAAGAAGAGCACCGUUUGAUUUCGAUACGAAAAGUGUUUGGCAACGGGAUGCUGAAGACAAGGAGAACACAGAGAAAAAAAAGGUAAAGCUUCCAGCUAUAAAUCCUAAAUAUCAAAGCAAAAUUCAGAAUGUUUCUACAAACAAGGAAUUCAGUGGGAAAAAUAAGCUUACCUUUCCACCUAUGCCUGCCCAGAGAAAUGGUGAAGCAGUAAACUUCAGCAAAUUAAUUAGCAAUGGUUAUGGAGCUGACUGGAUUCAGCAGCACACUGAAAGAGAAAAAAAGGUUCAACAAACAUCAGAAAAUAGUGAGGAGUUGAAAGAUUCAGAACCGUCACAGCCUGAAACAGCACCUGCAAGCAAUGAGUGA
Molecule: messenger RNA, 759 nt
Organism: Tinamus guttatus (white-throated tinamou)
Lineage: Eukaryota; Metazoa; Chordata; Aves; Tinamiformes; Tinamidae
Source: RefSeq, a predicted model, not a curated record